GCGAUGGAGGCGCCGGCCGAACUGCUGGCCGCGCUGCCCGCGCUGGCCACUGCGCUGGCCCUGCUGCUCGCCUGGCUGCUGGUGAGGCGCGGGGCGGCCGCGAGCCCGGACCCCCCGGAGCCCGCGCCCCCGGAGCCCGCGCCUCCGGCCGAGGCCAGCGUGAAGCCCGCGCCGCCCGGCCCCUGCGCCGCGGAGCCAGCGGCCGCGCCCGAGGGGCCGGGGGAGCCGGCGCCGCCCGACGAGCCCGAGGCGGCGCCGGCGGAGGCGGAGGAGCAGGCCGCCGAGGAGAGGCAGGAAGAGGAGCAGGAGCUGGAUGGUGAGGAGGGUCCACCGCAGGCAGGGCCUGAGGAAGAAGACGGGGGCGAGGCCUUCUCCUUCAAAUACAGCCCUGGGAAGCUGCGGGGAAACCAGUACAAGAAGAUGAUGACCAAGGAGGAGCUGGAGGAGGAACAGAGGAUUGAGCUGACUUCUGACCUCACUUCCCUGUAGCAAGUUCCUUAGGUCCUGAGCCACAAAUAUUCUUGCAAAUCCUUUUGAACCGAGGAAUAAUGAAGUUAUCCUUAGGCUCCUCCUAAAGGCUUUUCCUUUUGGCAUCUUAAAACUUGAGCGAUACAGUGGAAGCCCCAGAGAGGAGCAAGUGGGCUCCUGGGGUGCAUUUUCCUACAUAAAUCUGCCAGGAGUCGACCCCCCCUCCAGGACUUUUCUUGGCUGGGAGGGUCCACAGUGCCUGGGGUGAUCCCUUGCAGAAGCGUUCCUCCCUGUCUGCGUGGAUUGCUUUGUUUAGCUGAAGGAUUUUCCUGGACUUUUAUUUUCCUUGUCACUUAAUGUUCCUGUUGUCCACACACCCUUUACACCUGAGAUAUUACCAGUGUCACCAAUGCCAUCAUUUUAAAAUCAGUAUAGUUUCAUCCCAGCCCUUCUGCUUUUCAUCACCGAAGCCAAACCAAGAGAGACAUUGAGGUGUGAUAGACACAUGAUGGGGUGCUGCCUGGGCCCACUGGGUGCUCAGGGGGGUCGACUGCCCUGCUCCCCCUUAGGGCCCGCUUCCCCUCUGUCUUUAGCUGGCUGGAUUGGGGGGUGAGGGAGACGAUGGUUGAUGCAUGGGCAGCAAAGCACCAGAACCAGCUGUUGAUUUCCUCUGGCCCUUGCCCCCCACUUAGAGCAGGCUUGGAUCCAGCCCUCUUGUUGCCAAGAGCCCUUUUCACCAUGUUCUUACCAGCUCAGCUGCAUCUUCACCUUCACUUUAGCAGAAGCAAUAAUGGUAGUGUUCGCUUAAAAUAGACGUUUCAGUUCUGCCUUUUCCUCGGUUUCAUAGAUGAGUUAGAACUUCACCAGAUCAUCAGAUGGGGUCCGAGAUCCGUUUCUUGGAAUUUUAUAUUGGACGAUAUUUAUACUAUACCAAAAACUAAUCUGCAGUUUUUAGAUUUAUUGGUUAAAACAUUUUUUAAAGCACUAAGUUUAUAGGAAAAUUUCUUUUUUUAUCUAAUGCAAGGCUGGGAAAUGUUCAAUGUCAGUUUCCAGGGCAUGUUACAUUCCCAGGGACCUUCUCCUCCAGGUCUAGUACUUUAGGUUCAUGGGUUUAGGACAGAAUAGGGAACAAAGGAAGAGCCACACAGAACCACGUAACAAAUAGCAGAUGUGCUCCUGUGAGCGGCCCCUGCCCCACACAGCGGUAGUAAGAGAUGUCAUUGUCCAGGCCAGUGUCUGAUUAAAAAAAUAGGUGACUCUCUCCAGGUUAUGAAGUUUGUCUGGACACUUUCUGAAUGUGGCUUGCAGGCACCAAACCUCAUGUACUCCUUAUGGCUUGGAUUUCUGUAUUCAGCCUUUGGUCCAAUAAACUUUGAGUAGAUGGUCUUGA
Molecule: messenger RNA, 1858 nt
Organism: Dama dama (fallow deer)
Lineage: Eukaryota; Metazoa; Chordata; Mammalia; Artiodactyla; Cervidae
Gene: MXRA7
Product: matrix remodeling associated 7
Exons: 5
Coding region: 4-489 (161 amino acids)
Source: RefSeq, a predicted model, not a curated record